AUGGAGGAAUGUGAGAGUCUGGACUCAGAAAUGACAGAAUUACAGGAGUUUCAAAGCGAAGCUCCAGGGGCCGUUGGCCAAGACGAUGAAGACGAGGUGGAAGAGCUGCGAAACAGUCUGCGAGAAGUAGUCCAGGACCAGUCAGUGAGGCCCAAACUCCAGUGCCUCAUGGUGGAUCCCUCUUUCUCCAUGGUAACAGUCCAGAGUGAGGACAGUGGUAUUGUUUGGGAGACAGCCUCUAGCCGCUGCUCUACUCCGUGGGCCUCUGAGACUAGCUCCAUUUCUGAAGCCUACAGCAUGGAAGGCUCUGGAGCCCAGGGUAAAAUCACCAUCAUCUUUGAUGAGGAUAAGGUCGUCCGCAGGAGGACGAGGUCUGGAGGAAGGAGCAGCAGGCUGGGGGACAGGCUGAGCCGACCUGGCAGCUCAAGAUCGGGCUCGGCUCUUGGAGUGGAGAGACCCGAGAUGGCAGAGGUUUCAAUUCCCAAUGUUAAACAGGAGAAAACAGAAACAGGGCCAGACUUGGAGGAGAUCAAAGACAAAGAUCAACAGCUGUUUAGUUUGAUUUCAGAGGGUUAUGAGAUUCUCAACAUCAGAGUCCCAUCCAAACUGCCCACGGUUGAUGAGGAGGAGAGCACAGAGCUGCAGGACAACUUAUCUUAUCUAGACCAGACUCCUGGGAUCAGGUCCAGAAAUCACCAAGGUUUGGCAAAACCACAGAAUCAUGUCCUGCCAGGAGAGAUGGAGGUGGAAAUACUGGAGCACAAAGAGGGCUCAAAGCAGGACUCCUCUCAGCCCUUGGCAGUCACAGAGGUCGGACACACAGAUGCUCAGAAAGAUGGCACCACUGACAUGGACUACUUUGAGAAGUUUACCCUGGUGGAUGAGGUAACUCCUGGGGAACAAGCUCCAGAGCUACAGGACGAGGUGAAACAGCCUGUGCCAAAGCCUCAGGUAGAAGAGCAAAAACCUGUGAAGGAGACAGUCACAGACAGCCCCCAUACAUCAGAAGACUCUUUUGUCUUUGUCACAGAUGUGGAGAUAGCUGGGGAGCAUCUGGAUGAGGUUUUCUAUGGAAAUGGGGUUCACGGGGCCCCUGAUGAUGCCCAGCAGCACAAAGAGGAGGAUGAGGAAGAGGAGGAAGCAGGGAAGAGAGUGAGAAGAGAGAGCCAGAGAUCUCUGAAGGAGAGUGGUUCAGUGUUGUUUGGUAGUGAAGAGACCAUCCUCACCCCCAUCUUUCUCUCCUCUGGGCCCCCAAAGAUCAUUGACCCCAUCCUGUUGGAGGAGCCCACUGCCAUGUCCUUCAUGUACUCUGACCUGUAUGAGGAUGCUGUGGGGGAGAGGAGGAAGAGUGAUGAGGAGUACUCUGAGGCAGAGAGCAUGGCAUCUGAGAGAUCAUUUAGGAGACGUUUGUCAGAUCCAGAGGAGCAAGAUGGAUACCUGGAGAUGUUCAUUCUGAAAGAUGAAACUCCCACAGUGGAGGUUCAGCCAGAUUCAGAGGAGGACAAGACAGAGGGUAGGAUGAUGUGGUCACAGAGCAAGUUUGAAAUGACAGGAUGUCUAACAAGAGUGGUAGAAGAGGAGGAAGAAGAAAAGGAGGAAGAGGGGAUGAAAAAGAAGGAAUUAACACCACAGGAGGUCAGUGAUGUAGAGAUGAGUGUACAUGCGCAGUCAGCAAAGAUAAAGGUGAAAGAAAAAACUGUCAUUGAAACAGAUAAGAAAAAGGAGGAAAAACAUCCCACCAUGGCAAGUGACCAGCAGGAUGUUCUGAUCAGAAGACCCUCAGAAGAGUCAAUGCAAGCGUCUAAGCCACAAGACAAAGUAAAGAAACAGCAGACUAAGUCUUGUGGGAGUGACUGUGAUGAGCAAGUCAGUGUACCUGAAAUGCAACACAUGGAUAUUAAAAUAGAAAAGACACAGAGGGAAAAGCAUCAUCAGAGAGAACAACCAGCAGCAAAGAUGUGUGAGCCUGGCAUUACUGAAACACAACAGCCAUCUCAGACAGAAAGCAUCAUGGAAAAAACAGCUGAGGUGGUUGUAAAGGCCACGGAGGAGAGACCAGCAGAAGUGAAAGCACCUAUAACCAGUGAGGUGCCUAAAAUAGACGCUGUUGAAGAUACACAUAAAGUGGAAGUAAAAGACACUGAGAAGAAUUUGUCUGAGGAGUCAGCUCUUAACUCUGAGAUAGUAGCUACCAAUCAGAAAGUAGAGAAGGUAAAUGUCAUGGUCUUGGCCAAAGCAGAGCUCCCAGCCAAAAUGAAAGAUCCUGAAACCGUAAGACAAGAAAUGGCUAUCUGUAUUGAACCUUCAGUUAGAACUGAGAUAUCAGCUGAAGGCCUGGUCAGUGGUAAAACAGAAGUAGAUAUGCCAGAAAAAGCUGUUGUGAUUGCCACUGAUUGUGAGCCUGCAGUCCAAGCAGUAGCAGAGGUAAUGGAAGAAGAAGUAGCAGAGUUUCAAGUAAAGAUUGCUUCUCAGGGGGUGACUAACGCUGAGACACCGAAGGUUCAAACGGAGGUCCCAGAGGAAGAAAAAGGACAGGAAGUUCUCAUAGAGGAAAUAGUGGUAGACAGUCCAUUACCACAAAGUAUGACUGAAGCUGUCGAUGCUGGUCAGGAAUCAGAGGUUAAAACUGAGAUUUUACCCAAAAUAUUGGAACCUGUGAUGCCAGAGAAAACUGAGCCAGAUGCAGAUAAGAAACAGCUUGAAGUCCGCGGUUCUGAUCAGAGUCAACAAAAAGAAUCAGUAAGUGAGAAAGAAGCAGGUACAGACGAACUGACAGCUGAAAUUAAAGCUAAAACUGACUCUGAGGCUGUUGUUCAGCAGACAGUCAAUGAGGGUGGUGAGUUAAUCGUCCUAGUUCCCAAGGGACAAGCUGUAGAGAUGGACAUAGAGAUAGGUAUAGAGGAGGCAGAGGAAGAGGAGCAAAAGAUUGAGAGGGACUUUGAGGAAGAUGAGGGAGUCUUCUCCCGUCUCCGGAGCUUUACUCCCCAGGAGGACUUGUCCGAGGUUGCAGAGCAUCCAGAGGUGACUGCUGAGGAGCUCGAGUAUGAGAUAAUAUCCAAACAGGAGGCCAGAGAGAUUUCAGAGCCGGAGCGAGCUGCAGAAGAGCCUCUACCAGAGUCUGUGCUGGACCUGCCUUCAGGGGAAGAGCUCAUUGAGGCUGAUUAUGAUAUUAUUGAUGCUGAGGAGGAGAUCCAGGCCCGAGCAGCUGCUGAGCUCCAGGGGAUGGACUGGUUCUGUGUCACCUGUGGGUGUCUGUUGUCAGAGGAGGACUGCAUGUCUGGACAGCACCAGGAGCAUGAGGUGACCUCUGUGGACAGUGCCUAUGAGGACAUCAAGGAGAAGCUGAGUGAAUGGAUCUCAGAGCUGCAGGGGAGGUCGGAGAACAUUGAGGACCUGGUGUCUGAGCUGGAGCUGGCUUACAAUUCUGUAGAGGACCAGUGUGCUGAGAGAGAAGAGGCCAUGCAGGCCCAGAAUGAGGAGAUGAUGGCCAAGGUGAUGGAUCAGUACAACAGCAUGUCGCUCAGCAUGGAGGAGGAGAAGAAGGCCAAGCUGGAGCAGCUCUAUGACCAGAUUGUCUCCUUCCAGGAGAGCAUUGACUCUGCCAAGGGCACUCUGGAGACCACGGCCAGAGAGGCUGAGACAGACGCUCGGUCACCUGAAGAUAUUGAUGCAAGGCUCAAAGCAGCUCUGGAGUCAGCCAUGUCACUGGAGCUGGGUCCCAGGGGAUUGCUGGUUUUCGAGGACUAUGCCAAGGGCAACACUUCCAACUCACACCUUGCACAACGCGAGGGAAUCCCCGUGCCCCAGAAGCCCACACUGCAGGCCCAGGAGCAAGGCUCAGCCACCACCACCAGUGUCACGGUCUACUGGAGAGUCAACCCUGGAGAUAUCAUAGACUGCUUCCAGGUCUACUGCAUGGAGGAUCCACAAGGAGCAGUGUCAGAGGAGUAUCGUGUGACAGUGAAGGAGAGCUACUGCGUCCUGGAGGAGCUGGAGCCUGACAAGACAUACAAGGUCUGGGUGAUGGCUGUCAACUACACCGGCUGCUCUCUGCCCAGCGAGAGACUGGCCUUCAGAACUGCUCCGUCAGUGCCAGUGAUCGAUACGGAGCGCUGUACUGUACUGUGGGACUCGGCCAUGCUGCGGUGGAGCUCUGCCAAACAGACCUCAGCACAGAGUUACACCCUGGAGUACUGCCGCCAGUACGAACUGGAGGGAGAGGGGCUCAGGUCCAUCUCUGGCAUCAAAGGCAGUGAGCAGAAGGUUCUCCUGCAGCCCAAUGAGAACUACCUGUUUUACAUCAAAGCUGUGAAUGAAGCUGGAGCCAGUGAACAGAGCGAGGCUGCACUCAUAUCCACCAAAGGGACGAGGUUCCACCUGCUGAAAUCCUCAGCUCACCCGUGUUUGGAGCUGUCAGAGGACCAGACCACAGUGCACUACUCCCAGGACACACACGACAACACACCACCCACAGAAAAUCAGUGUCCAUCCAUUCUGGGCGAGUUAUUGCCAGCACGAGGGCAUUACUACUGGGAGACCAAAGUGACAGGAAGUCCCGCCUACAGGCUGGGAGUGGCAUACAGCUCAGCCAAUAGAAACAGCCCACUGGGCGACAACAACAAGUCGUGGUGUUUGCACUGUAUCCCUACACAAUCCAGUUGUACGUACCAGUUGCUUCAUAACGAUGUUCAGUCUGAUGUGUUUGCGAUGGACCUGCCAGAGCGAGUGGGCACUCUCUUGGACUACCAGCUUGGCCGUCUGUCCUUCUAUAACGCCCAAAGUGGACAGCUGUUAGGAAGCCUCAGCCACUGCUUCACCCAGCCGUGCCACCCUGCUCUGGGCCUGGAGAUGCCAGGCAGCCUGGAGGUCAGCAUGGUGCUGGAGGUGCCAGAGUUCACCAAGUACGGCUGAGUGGACUGUGUAUGCCUUGAUUUCUGUUGAUGGAAGUGCUUUCUGAUGUUUAAAAUGACCACUUUUGCAUUAUCAGUGUGCAGGAAAUAGAAAUGGCCCAUUUCAUACAUCCAUUAUCAACAGAGAGCCCCAUUUAAAAACUUGUCAUCUCUUUUUUUUUUUUUUAUUAUUGAACUAUUUGUUUUUAUAGUUAUGGGAAUGGAAAGGUCUUGUAAAUAUGAAAAACAUAUGUGUGAAAUAUGACUGGACUGAGUUUUAGUGACUUGGACUUUCUUGUUUCUUGUUUUGUUGUUAAGGGAGAAAUGAGAGGUUGUGCAUAUCAUGGCCACAUUGACCAUAAUGUAUGCUGACGGUGUUAUUUUUGUUAACUUUUAAUUAUUAUUUUCCAGUUGUCUCCUGUAUCUCUAUAGCCCCUUAUAGACCCUCAGAGACUGUAAGUCAUGGUUCUGUCUAAAUGCAGACUACGUCAGACACACACUGACUGCAUCAAUGACUCAUAACAGCAGAAAAUUGUUUCUCACCCCAAAGCUUAAAAAUGUUGUUUAUGAAAUAUACUGUAGCACUUUUUGAACUGCAUCUCAUAUUGUGAAUAGGCCACUGUUUUGUGUAAAUAAUAUUUGUAAACAGACAUGAUCAAUUCUGUGUUUUGUUACGUGCGACUCAUGGCAAAUGCAGAUUAACUGUUUUCCCUGUGUUGUAAACAGAUUUUCAGAAAAUUGUUAUUUUUCUAUUUGCACAACUGGACCGAUUAAAA
Myripristis murdjan (pinecone soldierfish) is the source of this 5665-nucleotide messenger RNA. It is a transcript of the gene cmya5, whose product is annotated as cardiomyopathy associated 5. Gene Ontology annotation, cellular component: cytoplasm. Gene Ontology annotation, molecular function: protein binding. The record is from RefSeq and is a predicted model, not a curated record. The transcript is spliced from 17 exons. The coding region runs from base 1 to 4911 and encodes 1636 amino acids. NCBI's taxonomy places the organism in Eukaryota, Metazoa, Chordata, Actinopteri, Holocentriformes, Holocentridae.